CAAAAUAUUUUUUUUGGACAAAUGUCAGUUUACAGCGAUGAAUAAGGUGAUCAGUGAAGUCUGACAGUUUUUGCAUUUGAAAUUCGACUGCACAUUCUGAGACAUCCCUUCCAGCUGUCUCUAACUUCCUCAUUUUAUGGUGAUAUCAGUGACUUUCUCUUUGCUGCUAUUGUGUGAGUUAGCUUUUCGGCUACAGCCUCGGGUUGCGAUGUUUUUAAAGAGUGGAGAAAUUGGAUUUUUAGAAGCUCCCACCGAUGGAAUUCAACACUAUCUAUUUAUCUAUCACUAUCUAUAUCUAUUUGUCAGAAGUACUUUGGAUACGAUUUGAACAACCAUGACGACCUCAGCAACAUGCACGGUUGGUUCCAGAAACUCUUGAAAUCGAGAGGAUCUUUAUCAAAGCAACACAAUAAAGAAGCCACAAAAGGUUCAGUGUCUUCUGUUAGUGGUGCAUUAACAUCAUCCUCAUCUACAUUACCAUCGUGCGCUUCGUCGUCGCUGUCAUCAUCACCCGGGGGGACCCCCUCAAAACCACGGCAGCUGCCUACUGUUCUCAGUUGUGAGUUGAGAUGGAAAAGAAAGUAUGACCUAUUUGUUUGUCACAGCAGCGCCCAAAGUGACAUUGAAGAGGCCACACGCCUGGUCUCCUUCCUUGAGGAUUCGCCCCGCAGCCUCAGAUGCUUUCUAUGGCAGAGGGACGCCUGUCCAGGAGGUGCAGUUUGCACCGAGUUUUGUCAGGCAGUGGAGAACAGUCACUUACGAGCUCUGCUUAUCACUCCUAAUUUUGUUCAGGAUGAUUGGUGUAAUUAUAUGAUGCACCAGGUACUGACAGAGGGACCCAUGUCCAAUAGGAUGAUUCCUCUGCUUCACAGCCUGUCCCACUCUCAGUACCCUAAGGAGCUGAAGUUCUACUACUACAUUGACCUGAGCAGGAACCCCAUCCAAGCCUAUACGCUUGUCAACAGGACGGUACUCCAGUACCUGGAGGACCUGGUUAAAAAAGAGGUGACUCAUAAUUUCCAGAUGAGUGGCUCUAGCAGUGGAUUAGAUGGAGCAGACAGCUCAAAAGAAGACAAGCUGAUGUCCCAGCACAGCCCUGCUGGGACUGCUAUUCCACUGGAAGUGAUGCGAAAGAGCCAUAAACACUUUAGUGGCAUUUCCUGUGAUCAGCAGCAGCAGCAAUUAAAGAAUAUGACGCAGGAAGGGAGAAACUUAGCUACUGACUGACCUCCGUUUUAGUGUUCCUUUUAUCACAGCAUGCGGUUAUUGCUUUUUUAACACUGGAUAUGUGGCAGAACAAUAAAAAUGAUCAGCAUGGGAAUUCAAUUUUCCUGUCACAGCUUGUGAACUAUAGUGUGAGUGCGCAAGAUAUUUAAAUGUAAACAUUAAAGGCGUUUGUGUUUGUAGUCUCAGCUUUGUAAUGAGAGGAGGUUGUCUUUUCCACUAGGUGGUGUAUUCUACUGCAAAUUCCGACAAUAGAGAGUACCAGUGAGAAAACAUGAAUGGGUCAUAUCAUGAGGUCUGUGUGUGGGUUGUGUAUGAGAAAGGGAAAUACCCACCCAUUACAAACUGAUGACAGUGGUAUGACAUUUGAACUGGGCUUCGAGUGAUAACACAGGGAAUGUAAUUCCUUUUUAGGAAAAAAAACCCCACACUUCUUUCUUCAUUUUAAAUUAAAUAUUUCUUUAGACUUAUCAUCUUUUGCUGUUAGUAUUUCUGCCAACCUGCCAACCAUUGUUUCUUGUUUGGAAUUGCAGUGCAUGGGUGUAUUUGAACGUGUGUUGUCCAGACUGUAUCUUCCUGACACUUGGACAGUGUCAGACAGCACCAGGUCCGGUCCAACUAUAACUAAUGAAUAAAUAGUUGAAACAAAGUCUGAUCAAGUUGAAAAUUUGUUGUGAACCCCUAUCGUCGUUCCAAGGGAGCUUUCACUUCUCCUUGGCAGACUUCACUAUUCAUUAAGCAUAACAAACAACAGGUUUUAGAUAGCUGACAUUAAGUUUAGUCCACUCAUCGUGGAAUAUGAAGUAUUCACAGUAUCAAGUGGAGAACAAUGUGUGAUGUUUUUUUUUUUUUUUCCAAAAAGCAGACAGGGCUUAUAUUCCCUUUACAAGGAAUCGUUUGCACUGAAGAUGUACUACUGUGUUCUGUUCCUCACUCUUCCCCAACCUCCUAAACAACAGCAGACAUUUAGCGCUGCAAACAGAGAUCCCUUAUAAUCGGCUAUUCCGUGCCAAGCCAACGUUGCAACAUAAAAAUUUAGACUAAUCUCUAAAAGGAACAGAUGUUCUAUGAAGCCUUUGUUGUUACCAAAUCCUUGAGCAUGCGCAUGUGUACGCACACACACAUUCAGAUGUAGUUAUGUGAAUGGCUGUUAACGUCAGACAAAACACGUGUCACAUUUCACAUACGUAAUGUAAAAAGCAAGCUAAACUAACGAACUGUGGCCCUAUAAAUGGUCUGAUCACGAUCGCUAAUGAAUGCCAGCAAAUUGCAGAAUGUAAGCUGAAUUCUGUUUUCUCAUGCUGUGCUCUGCUGUGCCGUGUUAGCUAACGUUAAGGCACAGCAUUGUUGGACUUGGACAUGAAUUCUCAAUUAAUGUGAGAAUUUAAUCAAGCUGUUUAUCAGAGAGGAAGCAUAUUUGAGCGCUAGCCUAACAUUAGCUGCCAUAAUGUUAGCUUAUAGCCACCUGUUGCUGUUUAGCUGCUUCAUUGUCGUGAUUCCAGAUGUCUAAUCUUCUGACACUAAGUAAUUGUGACAAUAUUCUGAAUACAUAAGCAUUUUAAUGUAUCCUUUUGUGUGUAAGAGCCCUGACUUCGGUUCAGGUAAUGGCACUUGAAGCGAGUAGUAUAUUUAUGAGUACAGUAUUCUUUUUUUUUUUCAGCUCAGGAGGCAGAGCAGAUCAUCUACCAAUCGGUUGGUGGUUUGAUCCCUGCCUGCUCCUGUCUACAUGCCAAAUAUCCUUGGGCAAGAUAAUAAACCGAAGUAGCUCUGUGAUGCAUCCAUCAGGGUAUGAAUGUGUGUGAAUGUUAGAUAGCAAGCAGUUCUGCAUAGAAAUAGUGCUUGUAUAACUGGCUGUGAAUAGGUGAAUUAAGCAUGUUGUUUAUAAAGCACCUUGCUUCAGGACAGUAUAAAUGUUCCAUAUAUCAAUCAGUGUUAGACUAAAAUCUGCCAAAAUAUAAAAGGUUUCCUUUGUUUAUAAAGACAAAACAUGAUUUGAUUAGAUUGACAUGUGACACUGCAAGGCAGUGGUUUAUAUUGUUGCCUCACAGAUAUGUGUACCCUGUGUUCUAAUCCACUAGACCUAUUUUAGGCUCACUAAAAUUUGACAGCUUAAAAUAGGAUCAUAUUUGCCUGUGUGUUCUUACUGGGAGUGUGCAUGGUUUCACUGUGCCUUUGUGAGUUUAUAGGUGCGAUUGUGAGUGGAAACAGUUAUCUGUGUUAGCCCCACACAGGAUGUACCCCACCUCUUUCAUGAUUAGAGCUGGGAUAGAUUCAACAUGUCAUAUCCCUCACCUCGAACUGACCUUGAAUUGGGUAAGUGGAAGGAAAUGUUUUUGGUUUUCGAUGAAUAAUACUGAUAAAUGACUAAAAUGCUCAUCCACUUGUCUAAAGACUAAAACUGAAAACAGUGACUGUGGUUUGGUGUGGAAAAGCCCCCGAACAUGCAAGUUGAGUGUCAUCAUCCCACAAAUUUCAACACCAAGAAAGAUGUAAAGGAGAGCGCAGAGUUUAGGUCUCUUAAUAGCAAGCAGUGUGUUUUAGAUCACUAUCGUUGGGAGAGCGUUGAGCUUUAAGUCCCCUUGGUGGUCUGUACAGUGUGCGGUGGCACUGACCUGGAUCUUUCUGCCUGUGAUGAGUGAGUUCAGCUGGCUGUGCUACAGCGAUGAAGCAGCUGGGUUACAGAUAAACAUUUUCGUGGUUUCAGUGAGACUGGUGAACAUACUGAGCCAUAAGAAAUGAGAAUCACUUACAGUACAGUAGCUUUAUAGACAAAAUAAAAGACGGAAGUCUUUCCUUCCUUACCAUUGUUGCCAAGAUGCCUGCUCAAAGGGGGAAGGGGGACGUAUGAUUUUUGGAGUUUACUGUGGAGUCUUUACCACCAUGAGGCAACUGUUGUGAUUUGAUGCUACAUAAAAAAUGUUAUUGAAUUGAAUUAAAGCCACAUAAUAAACACCGUUAUUCAUUAACUUAUCUGCCACUGUGUUUUUUUAAUUGUUUCACCAGCAGCAUUAAGUUUAUAACAUGAACAUCUAGUUUUAUUGCACUUUGGCCUAUUUCUGUGUUUAUGAUUUCACUAUACCCUCUCCCCAGUGUGAAACAAGGAAGAAAGAUAAAGCUUCUAUGCAGCUACUUCUUCUACAUAACAUUUAAAAGUCUAAUUCAGGAUCCCGUUUGCUAUUGAAUUCUUGGGCAUUGUUGGGAAAAUAAUUCUGACAUCCACUUAAGAAAGACUGCACACAAUCUAUCUUAUACUGAGUCAGACAUGAUUAAUGACGAGCUAAACUUGAUGAUGGAACUGGACAAAUAAAGUCGUAAAGGAGCGACGCUUUCGUUUAAAGAACCCAAUGAAUGUUCGUUGCCAAGAGAUAUAGAAGAUGUUCAGACUGUGGUUUCUCAAAUCUACAUAAUUAAACAUCUAUGUUCUAAAAUCAAACAAGGAAUUAUGAGUUUUCUAAGGAAAAACUAAACCAACCAGUAACCGUCGUGGGUCGACCGUGGUUU
This is a messenger RNA of Haplochromis burtoni (Burton's mouthbrooder), 4725 nucleotides long. RefSeq names its product toll-interleukin 1 receptor (TIR) domain containing adaptor protein. Gene Ontology annotation, biological process: signal transduction. Bases 352 to 1227 code for a protein of 291 amino acids. The transcript is spliced from 4 exons. Lineage: Eukaryota; Metazoa; Chordata; Actinopteri; Cichliformes; Cichlidae. The record is from RefSeq and is a predicted model, not a curated record.